AGUGCACAUUAUCCUGCAAACCGACUCGUAGCAUAAGCAUUUUAGCCAUGAUUAAUGAGCUUAAAUCAAAAUGUAUAAUAUGAUCAAAGUCAACGGACAACGAGUAAAGAGUCAGUAAAGUCAGUUGCACUGACGACGUAUUGACGUAUCGAUUAUGGUAUACAUUCUGAUUUCUGUCAGUAUAUCAGCACCUACCAUAAUAUUCUGUGAUUUUUGACUGGUGUCAACCGUCGUCUUCGUCGUCGGACCAUGAUUGAUGGUUGCAAAGAAAUCAUUAUGAUAUUAUUGGGAGUAAGUGAAAUUGAAGCGGUCUGCUGAUUGCAAACGAAAUUUUUGAAUUUUUCGCUAUACGUGAGAAUAUCUGCAACCAGUGGUCGUUAUACACUUAAACUACAUUAGUACCCACGCAAAAAUUCGCCCGCCAAAUCGACUGCGAUGACGUUUUACCAAGUUUUGAUCUAUUUAUCGUACACUAUUCUAGUCAAUAUUUUUAUGUCGUAUAUAGUCGCCGACUACUUUUUGAAUGUAACUUUAGACCAGUAUACGGGAUAUGAGCACGUCAAAACUCGAUAUUUCGAUCACAUUAUCGUGGGCGGAGGAACUGCAGGUAUUGCUGUAGCUUCGCGUUUAGCAGAAAAUGAAGCACAUACUGUUUUACUAAUAGAAGCUGGUCCUAAAGUAUCAUUUUUACAUGACAUACCUCUUGCCACACCGAUGUUUCAAAAGUCACCAAUCGAUUGGCAACAUCAAACAGAAUCACAGUUAGACGCGUGUUUAGCAAUGAAAAACAAUUCUAGUCAAUGGCCUUCAGGAAAAGUCUUAGGGGGCAGCAGUCGUAUCAAUUUCAAUAUUCAUGUUAGAGGGCAUAUUUCUACUGAUUAUUCAUCAUGGCAAUCUGAACAAGAUUGGACCAAAGAGGAUGUUCUAUACUAUUUCAACAAAUAUGAAAAAGCUGAUAAAUAUAAUAGAUCACCCAAUAAAAAACAAUUCUUCAGUCAUCAACCAACACAUGUAACACCAAUUGCAAAAGCUAUACUUGAGGCGGCCGAUGAGUUGGACUUUAAUACUUCAAUAGAUAUGAACAACGACGGUUUUCAUAUUCCUAGACGAGAUGGUGGUAUUUUUUCAUUGACACCAGUGUCAAUAAGAACAGGAGCUAGAUUAAGCGCUGAACACCUAUACUUAAAAUCAAAGAAGAAAAAAAACUUAGUAGUGCUCACAAAUGCUCAGGUUACAAAGGUGCUGUUUAAACAUAAUUAUGAAGCAAAUGGAGUUAUGUAUAACAGGUUCAACCAAGUUUUUAAAGUAUAUGCACAUAAGUCUGUUGUCAUGUCUGCAGGAACAUUGAAUACCGCAAAAAUACUUUUAUUGAGUGGUAUUGGACCAGCACAACAACUUAAACCAUUAAAAAUCCCCGUGAUUGCGGAUUUGGCAGUAGGAGAAAACUUACAAGACCACAUUAUUACUGGAUUGGACAUGAUAACUUUACAAAAUUCAUUGGACUUAACUUUUAAAGAUUUUAUAUCACCAAUAAGCAUUUAUAAAUACUUUUUCAAAGGAACAGGUACAUGGACACAUCCAGGAUGUGAAGCUGUUGGUUUAUUACAACUACCAUCAGAUAAAAAAAACUAUUCUAUGUCAUCCCCAGAUUUGCAAUUUAUGCUUUUACCUUAUGGAAUAUCAUCGGAUGCAGGUGCAGCAUACUUCAAUCAUUUGAAUUUAAAAAAUGAGAUUUGGAAUGAAUAUUUUCAACCUCUUGUGGGAAGACAAGUUAUUUCAUUAGCACCAGUUCUAUUGCAUCCUCAAAGUACUGGAUAUGUAAAAUUAAACAUUAAUCGUGAACUUAUUAUUCAGCCAAAUUAUUUACAAAAAGCACAUGACGUAAAUGUGUUGGUUCAAGGAAUGAAAUUGAUGAAUAAAUUUGUAAAAACCAAAACAUUAUCAAAACUUGGCGCUAUGUUGAACACUAAACAUUUUCCUGGUUGUGAAAAAUAUAAUUUUGGAUCGGACUAUUAUUGGGAAUGUUACAUUAGGCAUAUGACAUUAACAUCUUAUCAUCCUGUUGGAACAUGUAAAAUGGGAAGUAUCCAUAGUAAAAGUGUAGUGGAUCAUUCAUUGAGAGUGCAUAAAUUAAAUAAAUUAUAUGUGAUUGAUGCUUCAAUAAUGCCUUCUAUGCCAAGUGGAAAUAUAAAUGCUGUUGUGGCAAUGAUAGCCGAAAAAGGAGCAGAUCUUAUAAAAAAACAUUGUUUUCAAAGAACCCAAAAAUGUAAAAUCAUAGAUUUCUUAUAUUAUGGUUAUAGGUAUUGAAAUAUUGUUUUAAAUAAAUUGUUAUUGCUAUAAUAAUCGUUUUAUAUGUAUUUGUAAUAAUUGUAUACUUGUAAAUAUUAGUUAAAAAAAAUAAUUUAAUUUUUA
Aphis gossypii (cotton aphid) is the source of this 2412-nucleotide messenger RNA. RefSeq names its product glucose dehydrogenase [FAD, quinone]-like. NCBI's taxonomy places the organism in Eukaryota, Metazoa, Arthropoda, Insecta, Hemiptera, Aphididae. The coding region runs from base 436 to 2307 and encodes 623 amino acids. The transcript is spliced from 9 exons. The record is from RefSeq and is a predicted model, not a curated record. Gene Ontology annotation, molecular function: flavin adenine dinucleotide binding; ecdysone oxidase activity.